Messenger RNA from Eubalaena glacialis (North Atlantic right whale), 5268 nucleotides. It is a transcript of the gene XRN1, whose product is annotated as 5'-3' exoribonuclease 1. The coding region runs from base 77 to 5191 and encodes 1704 amino acids. Gene Ontology annotation, biological process: nuclear-transcribed mRNA catabolic process; rRNA catabolic process. Lineage: Eukaryota; Metazoa; Chordata; Mammalia; Artiodactyla; Balaenidae. The record is from RefSeq and is a predicted model, not a curated record. The transcript has 42 exons. Gene Ontology annotation, cellular component: nucleus. Gene Ontology annotation, molecular function: 5'-3' RNA exonuclease activity; RNA binding.
GGAGGCGGCGGCGUAGGCCCCGGCGGGGCGUUUGGUUUCGGUUUUGCCCUGACUUGAGUUAGCACUGACGGUCGAAAUGGGAGUCCCCAAGUUUUACCGAUGGAUCUCGGAGCGGUAUCCCUGCCUCAGCGAAGUGGUGAAGGAGCAUCAGAUUCCUGAAUUUGAUAACUUAUACCUGGAUAUGAAUGGAAUUAUACAUCAUUGUUCCCAUCCUAAUGAUGAUGAUGUUCACUUCAGAAUUUCAGAUGAUAAAAUCUUUACUGAUAUUUUUCACUACUUGGAGGUGUUGUUUCGCAUUAUUAAACCUAGGAAAGUGUUCUUCAUGGCCGUUGAUGGUGUGGCUCCUCGAGCAAAGAUGAACCAGCAGCGUGGGAGGCGUUUUAGGUCAGCAAAGGAGGCAGAAGACAAAAUUAAAAAGGCAGUAGAAAAAGGAGAAACUCUUCCUACAGAGGCCAGAUUUGAUUCCAACUGCAUUACACCAGGGACUGAAUUCAUGGCCAGGUUACACGAACAUCUGAAGUAUUUUGUAAAUAUGAAAAUUUCUACAGACAAGUCGUGGCAAGGAGUUACCAUCUACUUCUCAGGCCAUGAGACUCCUGGAGAAGGAGAACAUAAAAUCAUGGAAUUUAUCAGAUCCGAGAAGGCAAAGCCAGAUCAUGAUCCAAACACCAGACACUGUCUUUAUGGCUUAGAUGCUGACUUGAUUAUGCUUGGAUUAACAAGUCAUGAGACACAUUUCUCUCUUUUAAGAGAAGAGGUUCGGUUUGGUGGCAAAAAGACACAAAGGGUAUGCGCACCAGAAGAAACCACAUUUCACCUUCUACACUUGUCUUUAAUGAGAGAGUAUAUUGACUAUGAGUUUUCAGCAUUAAAAGACAAGAUCACAUUUAAAUAUGAUAUUGAAAGGAUAAUAGAUGAUUGGAUUUUGAUGGGAUUUCUUGUUGGCAAUGAUUUUAUCCCUCAUCUACCUCAUUUACAUAUUAAUCAUGAUGCACUGCCUCUUCUUUAUGGAACAUAUAUUACCAUCCUGCCAGAACUUGGGGGUUAUAUUAAUGAAAGUGGGCAUCUCAACUUACCUCGAUUUGAGAAAUACCUUGUGAAACUAUCAGAUUUUGAUCGAGAGCACUUCAGUGAAGUUUUUGUGGACCUAAAGUGGUUUGAAAGCAAAGUUGGUAACAAGUACCUCAAUGAAGCAGCAGGUGUCGCAGCAGAAGAAGCCAAGAACUACAAGGAAAAGAAAAAAUCAAAGGGCCAGGAAAACUCCGUAUGUUGGGCUGCUUUAGACAAAAAUGGAGAAGAAGUGGUAACUUCUAAGGACAAUUUAGAAGAUGAGACUGAAGAUGAUGACUUGUUUGAAACCGAGUUUAGACAAUAUAAAAGAACAUAUUACAUGACAAAGAUGGGAGUUGACGUAGUUUCUGAUGACUUUCUGGCUGAUCAAGCUGCAUGUUAUGUUCAGGCAAUACAGUGGAUUUUGCACUAUUACUAUCAUGGAGUUCAGUCCUGGAGCUGGUUUUAUCCGUACCAUUAUGCACCUUUCCUAUCUGAUAUUCGCAACAUCAGUACACUCAAAAUCCAUUUUGAACUAGGAAAACCUUUUAAGCCAUUUGAACAGCUUCUUGCUGUACUUCCAGCAGCUAGCAAAAAUUUACUUCCUACAUGCUACCAGCAUUUGAUGACCAAUGAAGACUCGCCAAUUAUAGAAUAUUAUCCACCUGAUUUUAAAACUGACCUAAAUGGGAAGCAACAGGAAUGGGAAGCUGUGGUUCUAAUACCUUUUAUUGAUGAGAAGCGAUUGUUGGAAGCCAUGGAGACAUGCAGCCACUCCCUCAAAAAAGAAGAGAGGAAAAGAAACCAACAUAGUGAGUGCCUAAUGUGCUGGUAUGAUAACGAGACGGAGUUCACAUACCCCUCUCCGUGGCCAGAAAAGUUCCCUGCCAUAGGACGAUGCUGCGCAAGGUAUAAAAUAAUAUCAUUAGAUGCUUGGCAUGUAGACAUAAGCAAAAACAAAAUAACCAGGGUUGACCAGAAGGCAUUAUAUUUCUGUGGAUUUCCUACUUUGAAACACAUCAAACACAAAUUUUUUUUGAAGAAAAGUGGGGUUCAAGUAUUCCAGCAAAGCAGUCGUGGAGAAAACAUGAUGUUGGAAAUCUUAGUGAACGCAGAAUCAGAUGAACUUAGUGUAGAAAAUAUAGCUUCAUCAGUGCUUGGGAAGUCUCUCUUUGUUAAUUGGCCUCAUCUUGAAGAAGCUAGAGUUGUUGGUGUAUCAGAUGGAGAAACUAAGUUUUACUUGGAAGAACCUGCAGGAACACAGAAGCUUUAUUUGGGAAGAACUGCACCACCCUCUAAAGUGGUCCAUCUUGGAGACAAAGAACAAUCUAACUGGACAAAAGAAGUACAAGGAAUUUCAGAAUACUACCUGAGAAGAAAAGGAAUAAUAAUAAAUGAAACAUCUGCAGUUGUAUACGGUCAGUUACUCACAGGUCGUAAAUAUCAAAUAAAUCAAAAUGGUGAAGUCCGUCUAGAGAAACAGUGGUCAAAACAAGUUCUUCCAUUUGUUUAUCAAACUAUUGUCCAAGACAUCCGAGCUUUUGACUCCCGUUUCUCCAAUAUUAAAACAUUGGAUGACUUGUUUCCUCCUAGAAGUAUGGUCUUUAUGCUGGGAACACCCUAUUAUGGAUGCACUGGAGAAGUUCAGGAUUCAAGGGAUGUGAUUACAGAAGGCAGGAUUCGUGUGGUUUUCAGUAUUCCAUGUGAACCCAAUCUUGAUGCUUUAAUACAAAACCAGCAUAAAUAUUCUAUAAAGUACAACCCAGGAUAUGUGUUGGCCAGUCGCCUUGGAGUGAGUGGAUACCUUGUUUCAAGGUUUACAGGAAGUAUUUUUAUUGGAAGAGGAUCUAGGAGAAACCCUCAUGGAGACCAUAAAGCAAAUGUGGGUUUGAAUCUCAAAUUCAACAAAAAAAAUGAGGAGGUACCUGGAUAUACUAAGAAAGUUGGAAGUGAAUGGAUGUAUUCAUCUGCAGCAGAACAACUUCUUGCAGAGUACUUGGAGAGAGCUCCAGAACUAUUUAGUUAUAUAGCCAAAAAUAGCCAAGAGGAUGUGUUCUAUGAAGACGACAUUUGGCCUGGAGAAAAUGAGAAUGGUGCUGAGAAAGUUCAAGAAAUUAUUACUUGGCUAAAGGGACAUCCUGUCAGUACUUUGUCUCGUUCUUCUUGUGAUUUACAAAUUCUGGAUGCAGCUAUUGUUGAGAAAAUUGAAGAAGAAGUUGAAAAGUGCAAGCAAAGAAAGAAUAAUAAGAAGGUUCGAGUGACAGUGAAGCCCCAUUUGCUAUACAGACCUUUAGAACAGCAACAUGGAGUCAUUCCUGAUCAGGAUGCAGAAUUUCGUCUCUUUGACCGAGUUGUAAAUGUGAGAGAGAACUUUUCCGUUCCAGUUGGCCUUCGGGGCACCAUCAUAGGAAUUAAAGGGGCCAAUAGAGAAGCUGAUGUACUAUUUGAAGUAUUAUUUGAUGAAGAAUUUCCUGGAGGUUUAACAAUAAGGUGCUCACCUGGUAGAGGUUAUCGACUGCCAACAAGUGCCUUGGUGAACCUUUCUCAUGGGAGUCGCUCUGAGACAGGAAAUCAGAAGUUGACAGCCAUUGUGAAACCACAGCCAGCUGUGAAUCACUAUAGCUCAAAUGCAUCAAUUUCAUCUGGGCAUUUGGGAGGUCUGAACCAUUCCCCUCAAUCACUUUUUGUUCCUACUCAAGUACCUGCUAAAGAUGAUGAUGAAUUUUGCAACAUUUGGCAAUCCUUACAGGGAUCUGGAAAGGUUCAACACUUUCAGCCACCUCUACAAGAGAAGGGUGCAGUUCUACCUCAAGAAAUAAGUCAAGUAACUCAACAUCACAAAUCUGGCUUUAAUGAGAACAGUGUUAAGCAAAGAAAACAUGAGCCUCACAGAAAAUUUAAAGAAGAGUGUAAGAGUCCUAAAACUGAGAGUCGGUCACAAAAAAUAUCAAAUAGGCAGCCUAAUCCUGGAAUUGAGAACUUCUUAGCAUCCUUGAAUAUCUCCAAAGAAAAUGAAGUACAGUCAUCUCAUCAUAAAGAGCCUCCAAACGAAGAACAUUUGUCACCACAGUCAUUUGCUCUGAAGGGAACUCGGAUGCUUAAAGAAAUUCUAAAAAUUGAUGGCUCUGACACUGUGGACCAUAAGAAUGAGAUGAAACAAUUUGGUAAUGAAGUCACUGUUUCCUCUAAUAGAAGAGAUGAAUAUGGAUCUUCCUCACAGCCUAAACAAAGUAAGAAAUUAACAUCUUAUAUGAACAAGCCUCACAGUGCUAGUGAGUACCAUAAUGUUCAGUCUGUGGACAGUGUGUGCUGGCCUGCCGCCAGCCAGAUUCCUCCUGUGUCCACACCAGUAACUGAACUUUCUCGAAUUUGUUCCCUUGUUGGAAUGCCACAACCAGAUUUCUCCUUUCUGAGAACACCACAGACAAUGACAGUUUGCCAGGUAAAAUUAUCUAACGGCUUACUGGUACAUGGGCCACAGUGCCAUUCUGAAAAUGAAGCCAAAGAAAAAGCUGCACUUUUUGCUUUACAACAAUUGGGCUCCUUAGGAGUGAAUUUCCCUUUGCCUCCACCAAUAUUUCCAAGUUAUCCUCCUGCUGUACCACCUGGAACCAUUCCUCCAGUUUUUCCCCAACCUACUGGCUGGGAUCACUAUGGAAGCAACUUAGCAUUGGGGGCAGCUAAUAUAAUGCCCUCAUCGUCUCAUCUCUUUGGCUCAAUGCCGUGGGGACCACCAGUGCCAGUUCCUGGGAAGCCCUUCCAUCAUACUUCAUAUGCUGGGACCAUGCCCAUGGCUGGAGGAAUGCCAGCUGGUGUGCACAAUCAGUUCAUACCUCUACAGGUAACUAAAAAAAGGGUUGCAAACAAAAAGAACUUUGAGAACAAGGAUGCCCAGAGUUGUCAAGCCACCCUACUUCAGACUAGCCAGUCAGCAUCUUCUGACGUCACCAAAGUGAUUCCACAGGAGAGUUUAUCAGCUUCCUUAAAGUCCUCUCAGAUUACUCAACUUGCGUCUCCUUUUCAAGUUGAAGCUGCCUCCCCAGGCCACAGUGUGUCUCACCGUAAGUCAACACCAAGCUCCUCAAGAAGAAAAUCAAGAAAACUGGCUGUCAAUUUUGGAGUUUCUAAACCUUCUGAAUAAAUUUGGUACUUGGAAUUAAAUUAAUUUUGUUCCUUUCCUCCCACCUUUUUAUAAAUCCAUAUCUGUGUCUCAUAAAA